AGCAUGAAGUCUUAAAAAGACUGGACACCAAUGGAUGAGUCAGUGGGCGUUUGUUUAAUGGGCGAUGCGUGUGGAAGGAGUAAAACAUCUAGAAAAUGUCUGACCGUGCACACGUGAAUGACAGUUGUCAUGGAGGAUGAAGAUGACCGCCGGCUUCUAGACAUUAUUGGGGACGUGCAGGCACUGAAUGCCUACCUUCAUGGCACCAGCAGAAAAGCAAUUGAUGAAGAGGAUUUGGACCGGACCACAUUCAAUUCAGCCAGCUCUUUCUUUGCUAGUACAACUAGCACCACCCUGAAGGAUGUGACUAAGCAUCUGGGCAGCCCUGGUGCAGAGGGUCUGCCAUUAUCUAACAGUUUGCACUUUCUGGAGGAAGAUGGCUCUUCUCCAGGGACAGAGACAGAGCUGGGGGAGGAGCAACCUUUUGACAUUCUGCAGAAGUCACUGCAGGAAGCCAACAUCACAGAACAGACAUUGGCGCAGGAGGCGUUUCUGGAGUCCUCUUCAGGUCUCAGCCCUGGUCACCUCUUUGCUACACAAGUAGCUAAUGACACCACUAACUUGGGUAACAUGGGCCUCUCUCAAUUCCCACCCUUCUCUGGUGUGCAGUCACACAACAAUAACCCAGGUGGGCCCAUUCAGCUUUUGAGCUCCUUUAACACACAGCCCUCAGUAAUGACAAUAAACCAUCUGGAUCGUUCCCAGAUUCUUCUCAAGCAUGGCCAGUCGUCAUCUCCUAAUGUAGGUAGUGGGCUGUUUGUUCAAAGGCAGGCAAAUUCUGCAAACCUUGGCAGUGGCAAUAUCUUUAACAACUCACUAAGUGGACAUAUGAGUUUGCCAUUUAAAGGCUGUGAAAUGCAAACCGCUUUACCACUGCAAAAUAUCAUCAUUCAGAGGACUCCAUCACAGCCCCUUGGAAAUCAGAAAGGCCCAAUCAGCAUUCAGCCCAAGCCUAUGGUGGAUGGUCGGCAUGCUGUUUACAGUGUCAAUAGUGUGGGUGUACAACAGCAGAGCAGCCCUUUUGUUCCAGUCUCUUCAUCUCAAAUGGACCAGCAGCAAAUGACUGUCAGUAUUAUUAACCAGCCAGGGAUGAGCAAGAUUGUCCACCCUGGGGGCAUCACAAGUAGCAUACACCAGCACCCUUCCUGCUUGCCUCACAACCAAUUUCUUCUCCCCACCUCCCGUCCCAUUACAUCCAGCAACGCAAGCCAAGGAAUGCAAACACUGAAUGGGCAGGCUGGACAAACCUCUGAACCUUCUCCACAAGUUUCUAGUAACACUCCCUAUUCGGAAUCCAUUUUCCCCCAGCAUGGCACACCCGUGCAGCUGAUUGCUGGGCAGAAUCUUAUGUCACCUAGGGGUCAAUUUAUAGUCCAUCAGCAAGUCUCACCAGCUGUUGUGCACCUAGCAGCCCCCCAACCGGACAUGUCCAAGGUCAGAGCAAAUGUUCCUUUAGGGACCAUCCAUGGCAUGCAGAUCCAAAACCAAUUUGCUGUUGUACAGUCCAACAGCCCCAUCCCUAGCAGCUAUGAAACUCAAUCUCAACCUUCAGUUCAGGGCUUCAAUUCCCAGCAAUCCUGCUUUCACAGGGACAAGUUCAGCAACAGUGCCCCCAAAGCAGGACAUCAGUUCCUUAUCCCUGUCGGCAGCAACCAGCAACAGGAUAAUUCAUCUUUGCAGCAGCAGCAGUUUGGACAGAACCAGCAGGUCACUCUAGAGGCACAAGUGCAGACUUCUCCAGGACUUUCUUCAAAGCCUCAAGAGCCUAGACAAGGACACAUGUCAAACCUCCUAAAUAAAAAAGUUUUGAAGAGCUCAGGGGGACCUGCACCACUUGUGGAGAAUGGACCUCCCAACAAAGUGGCUGGACACUCCAUUCUGCAGCACAGUGUUCGGGCUUCUGCAGCAAAGAAGAGACAGGCAUCUCAUCAGCUAACAAAAAGCACCUUCAUUUUAGAGCAGCUACAGAAAGACCAAGCCUCUGUCCAAACUGCAGACAGGGCUCACUUUUCCUCCCUAGAUGACGCUAUUCGCAGACUUCUUCCCUAUCAUGUCUUUCAAGGUUCUUUGCCCUCUGAAGAAGAGUUCACCAAAGUGGAUGAAGAGUUUGAAGCGGUUGCAAAGCAGGUGCUGUUGAGGACAAAGGCAAUGCUGAACAAGUACAGAUGGCUGCUCCUGGAGGAGGCCAAGCGAUUGAACCCCUCCUCAGAGAUGGUCAUGAUUGACAGAACAUUCAAUCAGGAAGAGAGAGCCAACCUGACCCGAGACAAGCGCCUUGCUCUCAUGGAUCCAGAUGGCUUCCUUGAGGACUUCUGCUGCCUGACCCAGGCAAAAAAAGAAGAACCAGUUUCUUCAUGCUCUAAAGAUGAUCCACAUUUGGAGCAAAAAAAUGUAUCCACACCCACAGAGACCUUUAGGACUAUAUCCCUCUCUAAGGAGCUGCCUGCUUCAGCCUCGGAAAAGGAGGUACCCAUAAGUGGACACCUGCAGACAGCAAUUGGCAGCGUUCUGGAGCACAAGAAUUCCCAAAAUUGCAUGUCUCCAGGGCAAACCCAUGCCGUGGGUCACACAGACUCUGCUCUGGAAGCAGCUGUAAAUAGCAUAUUAGAUCCCUGAAUUUUCAGAGUUGUAAAUAUUUUGUCUCAUUCUGAGUAAUGGAAGCUCUCUGUGUUCAGGUGUAUGCUACUACUGAAGCACUUUUCAUUUGGAUGAAUUUUCAUAUGCUGCUCACUGCUAUAACAUGCUUGAGCCUGACUCCGUCCUCACUGU
This is a messenger RNA of Polypterus senegalus (gray bichir), 2769 nucleotides long. RefSeq names its product BRD4 interacting chromatin remodeling complex associated protein like (gene bicral). Lineage: Eukaryota; Metazoa; Chordata; Cladistia; Polypteriformes; Polypteridae. Gene Ontology annotation, biological process: positive regulation of DNA-templated transcription. The record is from RefSeq and is a predicted model, not a curated record. Gene Ontology annotation, cellular component: SWI/SNF complex.